Messenger RNA from Adineta ricciae, 3591 nucleotides. Lineage: Eukaryota; Metazoa; Rotifera; Eurotatoria; Adinetida; Adinetidae. The record is from the annotation of a GenBank genome assembly.
AUGUCGAGCGAGUUUCACUCGUUUAUUGAUUAUGUGUCUCUUAGAAGAUCUGACGAUGACGACAUCGAGUAUGAUACGGAUCGAAUGGACGAAAUCCGUAAGAGAUUUGAAGAACUAUACGAAGGUAAAAAUAUAGACGAUGGCUGCGAACGACGCGAUACCUUGGAAAUCUUGAUGACUGAAUUGAAAAUAAUUAACGAUGAACCUAAUUUCAAAUAUCUUGAUUUAGUUGUUCGACAGGAAUCUGAUGAUGGGAUUAAGAUCGAAUUAGGACAGAUUUUUCAGCCUUCUACGGAAAUGAGUGAUCCAAUUGAUAGCUUUAGAAAUGUAACGACAACACCGCCUGUUUCUGAAUUACCAAUAACAGUUGAAUCAUCUUCCACACCAUCAGCAGCAGCAACAACAACAACAACAGGGCCAGCAACCACACCAGCAGAAAAAACAGAAAUCAUCGACGAUGUUAUUUGUAUAAUCCAUCAAAAGAGUCUACCACGGGAUGAAAUUCAAGAUUUUUUCAGAGAAUUUCUGUUUUUAAAAGUUCAACCACCUCAGCAACAAUCAAUUCCUCCUGAAUUCGAUGGCGAAGCUCAUGAAUUAGACAAGGGUACUAUGUUGGAUUUAUUUAUUCGACAACAAAUGUUAGAUCGAGAUUUAAUUACAUUUGUAAGUCCAAGAAGUCGUUUUCGUCUUGUUGAUCCGAUUAGUUUGACUGAUGAAUUUGAUUCUUGGAUAUUCGAUCAUUUUCAUGGUCUGAUGGAUCUUUGGCUAGCUAUUGAUUUGACAAAUCAAAGAAAAUUUCCCGAAAAAUGGAAACUCAGUGCAACAGCGAAUAUAAAAUAUGCUAUUGUCGAACAGUUACCAUCGGCUGAUGCUGAACAGACAAGGAAACAUAUUGAACGGCCAAGUACAAAACAAUUGGAAGGUUUCAUUCGAGAUAUUUGUCAAAUUGAAGAUAAUGGUUUAGCUGAUGUGUGGCUUAAAGCAUUGAGAAAAAAAGAAAAUAUUGAAACCUACGCUCAUUUAGCAAAUCUCAACCAACAAGAAUGGGAAAAGAUUGAUGAACUACCAAUGAAUGCGUUGAAGAUAAUAAAGUUUUAUGUUGACAGAGAAAAGCAAAUGACUGAAGAGCAUAAAAAGAAAAAAGUUGCUGGUACCAAUACGACACAAAAUGAUUCAUAUUCGAAAUCAGAACUGCGUGCUAAUUUACAUAUGAUUAAGUUAUACUUUGCCCGGCAAGUAGAAGAUCAAGAAGGGGUUCCGACGCUUCCCAGAUUAGAAAAAUUCUGCGUUCAAACAGCAUUUAAAGAAAUGCGUGACGAAGGUUAUGAAGAUGACGGACUUUUCGAUGAAAUGCAACUAUUCUUUCAGCCAUUGACAAUCACGGACGAUGAGUUAUCUAUUGAUGCCGCAAUCAUAUCGAGUGUGCUUCAGGCCGAAUUCACGAAAAUGGACCAUUUACGAAAUGAAAUCAACACCUUAAAUGACAAAUUGGAAAGUAAAAAAACGGAGUUAAAAGCUACACAAAAUGAAUAUACAGACUUAGAGACACAGCGAAAUGAAAGUGUAGACUUUAAUUCCAAAAGACCGCCUCCGAGUAAUUUUCAAGAGAGAGCAGAUCGAGCUCAAGAACGGACGGAAAAAGAUAAAACAUGGAAGAAAACGAAAGGCGAUUAUACAAAAAAAAUUCAGAAUUUGGAGGACAAUAUCAAAGUAAUUGAAACAUCGAUUGCCACUUUCCAAAAAGAACUCGACGAGGUGAAGAAAACUUCAGAAAGUCAUAAAACAAAAAUCGAUCAAAGAUUAGUGAAACCUCAUCGAGGAUUUAUUAUGUAUGGCCCACCGGGCACGGGAAAGUCAGUAAUUAUGAGUAAACUAGCAAAGAAAAUCGGCAUUGCUAUGCUUGGACCACCACUCGCAGCUGGAGAACUUGAACGGCCUUAUGUUGGUCAAUCGGAAGCGAUAAUUUUAAGUCUUUGCAUCCGCGGAAAUCGCUUGCCUCAUUUAAUGUGUUGUGUUUCGAUUGAUGAAAUCGAUUCACUGGCUCCCAGGCGCGAUGAAGAUUCCUCUGAAGGCAAAGUUGCUAAAAUCAGUGUUUUAUUAUCGGUGAUUGAAGGCAUUAAAGAUGUACCUAAUCUGAUGUUCUUUUCGGCAACGAACCGUUUGCACAUGAUGGAUGAGGCUUUUCUUCGCCGUAUGUCAGGAAAAUUCUUCGUUGGGCGGCCAUCAUCGAGUUCCAGAAAAAAAAUUCUUAAAAGCAUUCCAGAUCACAUCAUAAAACCGGAAAUUCGAGAAAACUUAGCCAUAGCGACAACAAAUUUCAGCGGCGCAGCUCUAAGCGCGUUGAGAAGUGCGAUUACGGUUCAUGAUAUCGCUGUGCGUCGUGUCAAACCAAACUAUGAAAUGCAAGAAAGUGAAGCAUUAUUACUAGCUGAUAAAGUCGCUCAACAAUUUCAAUUAUUUCUUGGUCUUGACACAUUACCACGAUUGAUCUUACAAAAUCUUUAUGCACGGCAGCAAUCAUCGUCAAGAAGGGUGCAAACGCAAAGGGUUGGACUGCUCGAUGAGUAUCGUUUUACAGGAAAGAUAAUCAUUAGUCUGGAGAAAAAGGAGAGAUGCGUACGAAUCGAAGGAAUUCGGACAGAAGACGAUGAACUUUAUAUUACUGAAGAUAAUUUGAAUGACACUGAACAGAACCUUCAACAACUACUUGAACGCAUUACGAGUUAUGGCAACGAUCGUAAUGUUCAAUUGUUACAAUUAAUCGAUUUGAAUUUACUUUCAUCCAAAGGUGCAUACGAAGAAAAGAAAAUCUUCGAAACACUAAAAGAACGUUAUGAUGAAUGUAUCGCUUAUAAACGUUCAAUGAUCGUCUAUGAUCUGGACUCGUUAAUUGGUGUAAAUCGAUCGGAGUCGGAAUCAUCCAUGGGAACAUCGAUUAGUUCAUCGGUCGUGAAUCAAAGUAUUUACACUUACGUUGUCAGUCGUUUUCGAGAGGCGAAACUCGAAGCAAGUCAAGAGAAUAAAAAUGAAGUCAACGAACGAUGGGCAAUCGCUGUUUCACGUGAUCAGUUUUUAUUGAAAAAAUUCGCAGCCGACGUUAAUUUUACAUUGACAGAAGAUCAAGAAAGAGAGCAAGAAGAAGAAGAACGUCGAUCCAAGGUCCCAAUAUUUUGCGCAAAGUGUCGAGACUAUUAUCUCGAAACCGAGAAUAAAAUGGGUGCUUGUACUUAUCAUGAUGGCUUUGUCUACGAUAAUCUCUCGGACAUUUUAGAUAAAUACACUCCGAGUAAAGCAAUUCAAAUGCUGAACAAAGAAGAAGCAGCUCCAUCGUCAGAUGCAGCACAAAAGGAUCAGGCAGACCGGAGAAAAACUCGAUUAAAAUAUAUAUGCUGUUCGGCGACACUCCAAGUUGGCUCCGGUUUCAACGGUUGCCGGAAAGGCGAACAUAACUUUGGUGAUGAGGAUGAGAAAAGGCAACAUGCAGGAAUGAAGAAGAAAGAUCUAAUUAGCAAAUGGGAAGAAGUCUGUUUUUAUAGUGAUGAUAAUUGUCAAGCACAUGAUGAGCUGAUGAAUUCUAGAGGAAGUCCAUAA